UUCCGGCGCGGCGGCCGCCAUGGCGAUCUUCAGCGUGUACGUGGUGAACAAGGCGGGCGGGCUCAUCUACCAGCUGGACCACUGCGCGCCCCGCGCCGACACCGAGAAGACCUUCAGCUUCCCGCUCGACCUCGUCCUGCGCCCGCACGACGAGAGGGUCGUGGUGGCCUUCGGGCAGCGCGACGGCAUCCGCGUGGGCCACGCCGUGCUGGCCAUCAACGGCGCGGAGGUGAACGGGCGCCUGACGGCGGACGGGCAGGACGUGCUGCAGUUCCUGGGCAACCCCGCCAACUACCCGGUGUCCAUCCGCUUCGGCCGCCACCGCCUCUCCUCCAACGAGAAGCUCAUGCUGGCCUCCAUGUUCCACUCGCUGUUCGCCAUCGGGUCGCAGCUGUCCCCCGAGGUCGGCAGCUCCGGGAUCGAGAUGCUGGAGACCGACACCUUCAAGCUGCACUGCUUCCAGACGCUGACAGGUACUGCUGCCGCCGCUGCGCCGGGCGCGCCGGAGCCCGGCCUCGCUGACGCUUCUGUCCUUGCGGCCCCAGGGAUCAAAUUCAUGGUUCUUGCCGACCCGAGGCAGGCGGGGAUCGACGCCCUUCUGCGCAAGAUCUACGAGAUUUACUCCGACUUCGCGCUGAAGAAUCCCUUCUACUCGCUGGAGAUGCCCAUCAGGUGUGAGCUGUUCGACCAGAACCUGAAACUGGCGCUGGAGGUGGCGGAGAAGGCCGGACCCUUCGGACCCGGCUCGUAGAGCAUCGCCGAUCUCACGGGACUCCUUUCUCGGGAGAGCAGGGCCGCCGUCGGCCCCUCCCCCGCAGCUGGGAGCGCACACCCCCACAACACGUUUCACCGUCUCCCAAGGCUCCGUUUGUAUCACCCUGGUUGGGAAAUUCACCGUAAUCAGACCCGUCCCCACCGUUUACGUCGGGCCGCAGGAGUUCUGCUGCUGCAGCUCCGCGGCCCUGGGUGAAGAAAGAAAAGGUGCAGGUCUGUGGCGCUGCCGCAGCCGAUUAUUUUCUUUCAUUUCAGAACUGUACAUAUGUACUUUUCCUGUAUAGCUCUAACUUAUGGCUUUGCAGAGGGUUUCUGCACAGAAGUAAUAAACAUUCCCUAAGGACA
This is a messenger RNA of Columba livia (rock pigeon), 1119 nucleotides long. RefSeq names its product trafficking protein particle complex subunit 4 (gene TRAPPC4). The transcript has 4 exons. The record is from RefSeq and is a predicted model, not a curated record. NCBI's taxonomy places the organism in Eukaryota, Metazoa, Chordata, Aves, Columbiformes, Columbidae. The coding region runs from base 20 to 751 and encodes 243 amino acids. Gene Ontology annotation, biological process: endoplasmic reticulum to Golgi vesicle-mediated transport. Gene Ontology annotation, cellular component: TRAPP complex.